Lactuca saligna is the source of this 531-nucleotide messenger RNA. NCBI's taxonomy places the organism in Eukaryota, Viridiplantae, Streptophyta, Magnoliopsida, Asterales, Asteraceae. The record is from the annotation of a GenBank genome assembly.
AUGGACUGGAGAAAGAAAGGCGCAGUAACACCUGUUAAAGACCAAGGACAAUGUGGGUGUUGUUGGGCGUUUUCAGCUGUGGCAGCUAUGGAAGGAAUAACCCAACUGAAAACAGGUCUUACUACAGAGAGCCACUACCCGUACAAAGGAGUCGAUGGCACCUGCAACAACAACGAGGAAUCUAACCAUGCUGCAGCCAUUACGGGUCAUGAAGAUGUUCCUGCUAAUAGUGAAAGUGCACUAUUGAAAGCUGUAGCUAGUCAGCCUAUUUCUGUGGCCAUUGAUGCUAGUGGGUCCGACUUCCAAUUCUACUCUAGCGGGGUGUUUACAGGAGAAUGUGGUACUGAACUAGACCAUGGUGUUACUGCGGUUGGUUAUGGAGCAAGUGCUGACGGAACUAAAUAUUGGUUGGUGAAGAACUCUUGGGGAACAAGUUGGGGUCAAGAGGGGUACAUAAUGAUGCAAAGAGAUGUUGAUGCGCAAGAAGGCCUUUGUGGCAUUGCCAUGAUGGCUUCCUACCCGACUGCAUAA